Molecule: messenger RNA, 1554 nt
Organism: Talpa occidentalis (Iberian mole)
Lineage: Eukaryota; Metazoa; Chordata; Mammalia; Eulipotyphla; Talpidae
Product: GTPase IMAP family member 3-like
Exons: 3
Coding region: 157-879 (240 amino acids)
Molecular function (GO): GTP binding
Source: RefSeq, a predicted model, not a curated record
GCCUGGCCCAGCAGGCUGGGAACUUUCCAUCGGACUUCUCCUCCAGGCCUGCUCCUCCCAUCUCAUAGCCUCCUCUCAGCGCUGCACAGACCUUCCCAUUUCAGAGAGACGAGAGAGACUCAGGAGCGGGAGUCAAGGUGACCUGCUCAGGGCACCAUGGAAAAAGGGCUUCAGGAUGGAGAAGAUGCCUCCAAACAAGGAGGAGGAGAGUGCUCAGGGUCAGACCAGGCCCCGCUGAGGAUCGUGCUGGUGGGCAAGACGGGCUGCGGGAAAAGCGCCACCGGGAACAGCAUCCUCUGCCGGCAGGAGUUCGAGUCCCGGCUGGGGGCCCAGCCUGUGACCAGCACCUACCAGCAGGGGACAUUGACUUGGAAUGGGAGGGACUUCCUGGUGGUCGACACGCCCCCCAUCUUUGAGGCAAAGGUCUCAAAGGAGAUGAAAAAGGAGAUAGCCCAGGACAUCGAGGACUGCCACAAGCACUUGGACCCUGGGCCCUAUGUGCUGCUGCUGGUGACCCAGCUGGGCCGCUUCACGGAGCAGGACACGCAGGCAGUAAAGAAGGUGAAAAAGGUCUUCGGGGCAGAAGCCAAGAGACACAUGAUCAUCCUGUUCACCCACAAGGAGGACCUGGAGGGCGGGUCCCUGCACGAUUACGUGGCCCAGACGGACAACCAGAGCCUGCGGAAGCUGGUCCAGAAGUGUGGGAAGCGCUACUGCGGCUUCAACAACCGGGCCACGGGGGAGGAGCAGAGGGCGCAGCUGGAGGAGCUGAUGGCCCUGGUGGUGCGGUUGGUGGGGGAGCUGCAGGGCAAACACCUCCACAGGGAUUCCAAGCCCUUAAAAAAAUUGAAGAAUUUAAAAAAAAACGAGGGCAGAUAGAAAACCAAAAGAAGAACCUGAGAGAGAUGGAGGGCAACAUGGGGAGGCAGGAGCCCUUUAGGGCCCCAAAUGGGCUCACUCCGCAUCGUGAGUUCUGUGUUCGUCUUUGGCUCCGCUGACCUGUUCCUGUUUCUCUCGCCAUCUUCCACCCUCUUUCACUCCAGCUGGCAUCUGCACAUCAGAGCAUGUUCUGAACAACACCCCGUGGGUUCAUGGUCCUCCGAGUCACCGAUUCUGGAAUGAAUGUCCUGUCCACAGAGAACAGGCUGCUGUCCCUGCAGGUCCCUCCCUUCUGCCUCGGACACUCCUGGGGAGCCUGGACUCUGUCUGGCUGGCACCGAGCCCUGUGCCCCAGCAGGGGACAACAGUCCAGCCCCGGGCAGCCCACGGCCUGCAUGCAACCUUGUUCUUAUCCUGAGGGGUUCAUGGAUAGGCUUGAUACCCCCUUUUGGGUCAACAAGACCCUCAGAAAGACAGUCUGUCACAUAUCCAUUAUUGGAUCUGAGGGUGAUGUCUGGAGCACCAGCAGCCAUCUUGCCACUAUCCUGGGGGUGAAGUUCAUGUGUCAAAGCAGGGACAGAGAUGGAACAGACCUGAGCCCCAAGUCCACUGGCCCCAGGGCCCAUCUUCCCUCUGGAUUUCCUUAUUUCAGAAUAAAUUCUCUUACAGUUUACG